AUGCGCCUUAAGUUCUCUCUGAGGGCGCCUGUGGUGUUUGCUCUGUCAGAGAGGAAAAUUAACGAGAUAACACAGCUUUUGCUUAGCACAGGCAAAUGUGAUAUUUCAUAUGUUGUUAAUUACCCAACCUUACUUACUUUCAGUGUUGAGAAUAGGCUUAAGCCACGCCUAAGAGUUCUGGAGGUUUUGGAAAGCAGGAAUUUGAUUCUUAAAAGGCGCUUGUUGAGGUUGGAAAGCAGGAAUUUGAUUCUUAAAAGGUGUGCCACAGUUGCUGAAAGUCUUGCCGAAUUCGAGAAGGGCCUUAUUCAGUUGUGGCGGCACCAAGCGGAGGGAGAAACCCCCAUUGCGGUGGUCGAUUACUUGAUUGAUAGACACAAAUUUUCUCCUGAAACUACUUCCAAAGUCUCUGAAAAGUAUCUGGAAAAUCCUGAAGUGGCCCAUUCGAUUCUUUCAUUUCUCCAGGAAAGUGGUUUUUCGGAUACCCAUCUCGAGCGUGUCAUCAAAUACGCGCCUCAACUUCUCUCUGCAAAUCUUGAGCGCUCCAUCAAACCCAAAUUCAAGCUUUUUCGAGACUUGGGUUUUUCUUCUAGCGAUGUUGUGGAAAUUGUUUCGUCUAACCCACGGAUUCUAACUAGUAGCGUUGAUAAUCGGCUUGGCCCGUCGAUUUUAGCAUUGAAGAGUGUUUUGGGUUCGAGUAUGGAUGAUGUGUCUAGGGUUUUAAAGAAAAGAGGGUGGUUUUCGAGGUAUGAUUUGGCGAAAACUAUGAUACCCAAUAUUGAAUUUAUUAUCAAGAGCUGCGGUAUGAGUUCGACACAGUAUGUGUAUAAAUUCCCAAGAGUAUUCAUGUGUAAACCGACGCAGAUUAGAGAAUGUGUGAAGAGGGUUGAUGAGAUGGGGAUUGACAGGAAGUCUAAGAUGUUCCUUCCUGCGAUUCGGGCUAUUCGUUCGAUGUCUAUAGAGAAUUGGGAAUUGAAAUUGGAGGUGUUUAAGAGUUUGGGAUUUUCCGAAGAUGACAUUCUCUCAGUUUUUAGGAGGGCGCCUCAGGUGUUUACUCUGUCAGAGAGGAAAAUUAAGGCGAAAACGCAGUUUUUGCUUAGCACGGGCAAAUGUGAUAUCUCAUAUGUUAUUAAUAACCCAUUCUUACUUACUCUCAGUGUUGAGAAUAGGCUUAAGCCACGGCUAAGAGUUCUGGAGGUUUUGGAAAGCAGGAGUUUGCUUCUUAAAAAGUCGAGUUUGUGGACUGUUUGCAGAAUGAGUGAUGAGAAGUUCUUUGAGAAAUAUGUACUCCCUUAUUCAGAUGAAGUUGGCGAAUUAUUUGUGGUUAACAAGGUCUAA
Cornus florida is the source of this 1335-nucleotide messenger RNA. RefSeq names its product transcription termination factor MTERF6, chloroplastic/mitochondrial-like. Gene Ontology annotation, cellular component: chloroplast. Gene Ontology annotation, biological process: chloroplast organization; regulation of DNA-templated transcription. The transcript has 4 exons. Lineage: Eukaryota; Viridiplantae; Streptophyta; Magnoliopsida; Cornales; Cornaceae. The coding region runs from base 1 to 1335 and encodes 444 amino acids. The record is from RefSeq and is a predicted model, not a curated record. Gene Ontology annotation, molecular function: double-stranded DNA binding.